This is a messenger RNA of Glycine soja, 1628 nucleotides long. Its product is annotated as coumaroyl-CoA:anthocyanidin 3-O-glucoside-6''-O-coumaroyltransferase 2-like. The record is from RefSeq and is a predicted model, not a curated record. The transcript has a single exon. Lineage: Eukaryota; Viridiplantae; Streptophyta; Magnoliopsida; Fabales; Fabaceae. Bases 51 to 1445 code for a protein of 464 amino acids.
GCUUCUCUAGAUAAGUUCCUUUCAUUUUUUCUGAAAUACCAUCGAAGAAAAUGGUGGUUCUUAAACAACACAAGCUUGUUGAAAAUUUUCAGGUUGUUCCAGCAGUGAGGACAACAACCUCUCUUCCCCUCACAUUCCUUGAUUUGCCUUUAGCAGGUCCUAUUUAUGUGAGACGCCAAUUCUUCUAUCACUUCCCCCAUUCCACACUCCAUUUCUGUGAAACCAUACUUCCUUGUCUCAAAACCUCUCUCUCUCAAACCCUUCAACACUUCUUCCCUCUCGCUGGAAAUCUCAUCUGUCCACCAACACCCCACAAACCCUUCAUUCGCUCCACCGAUGAUGACUCUGUCACCUUAACCAUCAUCGAGUCUGAAGCAGAUUUCAACCAUCUCUCUUCCAACCACCCCAAAAGCAUCAAAGACUUGGAUCACUUGGUUCCAAAGUUAACAUGCACAAACACACAUGAUGGCACGUUUGUUUUUCCCUUGGUGGCAUUGCAAGCCACGGUUUUCCCCAACCAUGGCCUUUGCAUCGCGAUCACGUAUUGCCACGUGAUGGAUGAUAGUUGUUGCAGCCAUUUCAUGAAAUCUUGGUCCUCCAUUUGUCGAAGUGGUGGAGUUGACUUUACUCUUGUGGAGAAGUCACCACCGUGCUUUGAUAGGGAAGUAUUGAAGGACCCCAAAGGACUCGAAGCCAUCUUCUUGAGAUAUUAUUUAGAAAAUAGGUCAACUUGGAAGGACAAACUCAUUGGUAAAACUUCUGAGAUUGCUGGUGGAAAUGAAGAUUAUUUCAAAGCAACGAUUGUUUUUGGAAGAGAUGACAUCGAGGGGCUGAGAAUAUGGGUGCUGAAUCAGUGGAAGAACAGUGACGAAUUCAUCACGCCACAAUAUCUAUCAAAAUUCGUGGUGACAUGUGCUUUUGUGUGGGUUUGUAUGGUUAAAACAAGAUGCAGAAAUGAUGCUGAAGAUGAUGUCCAAGAGGAUUACUUUUUUUUCGGUGCAAAUUGCAGAGAUCGCCUUGAGCAUCCUGUGCCAAAAACUUACUUUGGAAACUGCUUAACCCUAUGUUCAGCAAUGCUCAAGAGAAAGGACCUCAAGGGAGAAGGGGGUUUUCUUAAUGCGGUCAAGCUCAUUGAAAAGGAAGUAACUGAUUUAAAAAGUGAUCUCUUUAAAGAUGCAGAAAAUUGGAGGGAAUCUUUUACGAAGAUGUUUGUGUUGGAAACUAUCUUGAUGGUUACAGGGUCACCCAAGUUCGGUGUUUAUGAGACUGAUUUUGGAUUUGGAAGGCCUACCAAAGUGGAAAUGGUACAUUCCUUCAAGGGUAUGUCUCUAGCUGAAAGUGGAGAUGAAGAAGGAGGACUUGAGGUUGGCUUGGUGUGCACAAGUACAGAAAUUGAAUAUUUAAAUUCUGUUAUUGAACAAGGACUUGGAGUUUCGAAAUCAUAAUUUUAUUCAUGUGACAUCUUAUUAUAAGAAAGCUAAGGUCUAUAAAAGAAGUUGAUUAGUCAACAUGUUAGCGUUGAUUUUAAUUAGCUUCCCAAUCUGUAAUAAGGAUGUUUGAAUUUUAUGUUUAGUACAAUUUGGUGAUUUAUCUUGUUUUGUUUCAUUUCUAAUGGAUGAUUUUAAAGA